GUUUGUUUGAAUGAACCGAAGUAGAAUGUAAUGGCGAGGUCCGCCAUCAGUAUUCUUUUUUAAACCCCUGGUGCACACCCAACUGACUGGAAAAGAUGGAAUCCGUCGCUGCGCAUAAGGAUGAAGUUACUCCUGUUGAGUCAAAAAUUGACGACUUGAAGCGAAAGUCUGUCGAUGCAAAAGACGUUGCGGACCAUGACGCUAAGAAUGGCAGUGACGAGCCAGUUAUCAAGAAAGUCAGGAAAGAUGGCAAAGAGGCUGGGGAUAAUGUUAUUGACGACAAGGUUCACAGCCCAACUUCAGAGAGGCAUGCGGAGGGUGAGUCGGAUGAGGAUGGCACUGAAGAUGACGCCUCCCAAGACACUAAAGGAACUAAUGGAACAGGCGAACAUGUAAACGGAAGUAAUGGAGAACAUGUAAAUGAACACCACGAUGAAAAAUCAGAUGAUGAGUCCGAAUCAGAGUCGGAAAAGGGAGAUGAAGCACCUUCAGUCGAGAAGGAGUCGAACGGAGAGACCAGCGAGUAACUACGGCAUUUCUGUGCACUCCAGGCAUUUAUGUCUUUUUAUAACGUUUUACCGAUUUUUAUCCUAACCCGGCAGCUUUUGCACAAUUUUACUACCCACCUAUAUCUAAUAUAACAGAUGCUCGGACUCUUUCUUUUUUCAUUGGAAUGAAUUCGUCUAACAGUUGGGAUUAAUGUUGUAACUUUUGUUCCUUUUGGAUUACACUGUAGGCGGAUUGUUUCAUGCAAUAUAUGUAUAUUCAGCC
Molecule: messenger RNA, 771 nt
Organism: Heterobilharzia americana
Lineage: Eukaryota; Metazoa; Platyhelminthes; Trematoda; Strigeidida; Schistosomatidae
Source: the annotation of a GenBank genome assembly